Molecule: messenger RNA, 486 nt
Organism: Lutra lutra (Eurasian river otter)
Lineage: Eukaryota; Metazoa; Chordata; Mammalia; Carnivora; Mustelidae
Product: protein C19orf12 homolog
Exons: 3
Coding region: 1-486 (161 amino acids)
Source: RefSeq, a predicted model, not a curated record
AUGGCUGUGGCAGUGGCAGUGACUGUGGUCACUGCGGCCGCAGUGGCUAUGCUCUGUGCAGUGUGGCCAUGGAAGUCCAUCCUGGUGGAAGACGUCAUGACAUUGCUCUGCUCCAUCUCUGAGGAGACAAAAAUGAAGGCGGCCCUCAAGCACUCUGGGACAAGUGCCCUGGUCACAGGAGCUGGAGCCUUCAUCGGUGGUUUAGUUGGAGGCCCUCCCGGACUAGCUGUUGGGGGGACUGUUGGGAAUAUAUUACAUAUAUCAAGGACCAGAGGACAGCUUAAGCCUAUUCCUGAGAUCAUAAAGGAACUGAAACCUGCUGAGCAGCAAAAGCUCUAUAAUGAAGCCAUCACCAUCCUUGGAGACCUAAAGUGUAUGGACCCCAAAGAACUGACCAAGCACGUUAUGAGCAAUGAGAACCUGAAACAGCAACUGCUGGUGAUGCUGGAGAACUAUAUCACCAAGCAGCUCCAGGCUGAAGUUUAG